UGUAUGCGACCGGUCAAGCAGUCUUGUGCCGACUUCAGCAACCAAUCAAAAGAUCCAUGUAGUGGCUGCGCAAAGCCACGGCGGGGACGGAUAAUGGCUAACAGCAGCCUGGUCUCUUCCAUGACUCUUCUCAUCUCGAUUCUGACUGCUCAAUACACCCUGCUACCCUCAUUAUAUCCUCACUCCCCCAUGGAGGCUUUGGUUGCUGUUGGACUUGCUGGAAACGUAGUCCAGUUCGUACAAUUCUCUGGCCAGCUGAUAGCGGAAACAUCACGCAUCAGGCAGGAUGGCAGCCCCUCCUCGUUGCCAGGCCUACUGAAAAGUUCCGAGAAGUUGAUUACUCAAACAAAGAUAAUCUUCAAGUGUCUUAAGUCGAAGAGCGAGACACUUACUGAAGAAGACCAGCAUUUGAUCGAUACAUCGUUCGAGUGCGAAAGAUUAAGCAGGGAUUUCAUGGUCUAUUUGAACUCUCUCGUCGAGACAGCGACAGAGCAGUCCCCAUCUUCGAAUUCUUCUGGAUCUCGGAAGUCGGCAAUUAAGGCCAGCAUCAGGUACCGACUCGCGCAUCACAAAAUUGAUGCAUUCAUUUCGAAACUCCAGGAUCUUCGCAGUACUUUGCUUUUGAGCACCACACUAGCACUAAGAGGAAGCGCCAAUAGCAAGUAUGACGAUAUAUUGCUGCAGUUGGAAGAACUUCGAGACGACAAAGACAAGGCAGAAAUACUCCAGACCACCAAGCUACUAGAGAAUGCCAUCAGAACUGGAACUGAGCCCAAAUUAGACAUGAUACAAGCACAGAUGAAUGAAUGUUUGGCUAGGAUGAACGACCUCCGAAAAGACUUGCCUCAGUUACGCACCAGGGAAAAAGCUAUAAUCGACUGGCUUGACUUCCCUCAAAUGACCUGGCGAUACGAGGAGGUGCCACUGGCCUACCGACAGACUUAUCGAUGGAUUUUCGAAACACCAGAUCAACAUCGAAAAUGGAACAAUUUCAAGAUGCAUCUCUCCUCACACGAUGUCGCCCCGUAUUUUAUCAAUGGGAAGGCUGGCAGCGGCAAGUCGACUCUAAUGAAGUUUACUGUUGAGCAUCCGGAAACAAGGAAUGCUCUACUGCAAUGGGCAGGGAAUCAUCAUUCGCUCUUACAGCUGAACUUCUUCUUCUGGCACUUGGGUUCUUCACUACAAAAGAACGUGAAUGGUCUUUUGCGGUCUUUGUUACACCGAACCUUGACUGCAUACCCCGAUCUCAUUCCCGCGGUGUUUCCAAAACAAUACCAGACAUGCGUUGGUGGUGGCAUCAUCGAAGAAGAGCCCAGAUUUGUCGAAUUAAAACGAGCUUUCGACCUUGUCGUUAUCAGAUCAUCAAAAUUUCUCAAGAUCUGUAUUUUCGUCGACGGCCUCGACGAAUUUGAGAGCGACCGCGAAGGUGACCAAAGACACGUCGCAGAAUGGCUUCGUUCACUUGCUGAAAACUAUGAGCACGUGAAGGUAAUCGUGUCGAGCCGACCUCUCAAUGUCUUCUUAAACAUCUUUCUCGGGUGUCCCACAUUGAAGCUACAGGACCUUACGAGGAAUGACAUGCACUCAUUCAUUCAGGGGAAUUUAGAAUCUCAUCGAGGGAUGGCCGCAUUGGCUAAGCGUUUUCCUAGGGAGGCUGACGAACUCAUUUCUGAGAUCAGAGACAAAGCUCAAGGCGUUUUCCUUUGGGUCAAGAUAGUUGUCAGAAUCCUCAUUGAGGGCCUGGAGGCAGGGGAUGAUUAUCGGGACUUGCAGCACAAACUGCGAUCUUUGCCACCCGACAUUCGAGACUUGUAUCAGCGUAUGUUCGCCAAGAUGCAACCAGAAUACAGGGUUCAAGCCGCGAAGAUAUUCCAGCUGCUACACUCCUGGAAGUCCACUACUUCGGACCCAUUCACAACCACAGAUCUAUACUUCUCACUUCAAAAUCCAUCCGAUCCAUUACGCGGACCACAUGAGCCAGUGGAUGCUUCGACAAUGGACUAUUUUCACGAAAGGACGGAGCCGCUGAUUAGAAGCCGUUGCUGUGGAUUGCUCGAAGUCUACCAGAAAGAUAGUGCCGACAACAUUUCCAAAUCGAAGAAUGCUAACAUCAUCCAUGCAAUAGACUACCUUCAUAGAACAGUCGCCGAGUUUCUCAUCACACCUGAUAUAUGGAGUGAGUUGCAAGAACAAACAAGACCAUCCGGAUUUGAUCCUUAUCAUAACCUGAUAUACUCUACUCUAUCUGUGAUGAGGACUGGGGGUCAUUGUCUUUCAGCGGCCGAAAACUUUGCGGCCUUAGUCCGAAAAGCACCAGAGCUAGAACCUAAUCUCAUAAAAUAUUAUACGGAGGUACUGGGUGACGCUUUGAAUCAUUAUAGGCAUGGAACCUCAGUACCGGGAACCGCAGGAUCUAUGCACACACACUGGUCUGCGAUUCUCUACUCGCUGGACUCCAAGAUCUGCGAGGCUUCUGGUAUCGAGAAUCUACUGGGCGCAUCUAAUAUAUUCACAUUUGCCGCCCGUCAGGGUCUAGUGGGGUACCUUCGCGAAUUCUGCUCGCCGCGAGACCUGAAUUUUGCUAUACCUAUCUAUUAUGCGCUGGAUAGUUGGAUGAAAUCACGAGACGAGUUGCCCCAGAAACAAGUACCUCUGAAAUAUAGAAGAGACACGCUGCUAUUCGUUCUGGAGAACUACUUUAUGCGAAUGGACAGUUCCACACAUGAGACGAAGAUAAGACAGGCACAGACCCGGGUCCAAUCGAAACUAGCAGAGCGUAUGGGAACAUACAGCGAUGGCUUGGAAGCAUACGCUCUCUUUGCUUCUAUCUGCCUCGUCACAUCGAAGGUCCCAGAACGUUACAUGCGAGACUUCAAGUCGAAUCUGCCGCAAUCCGUCGAAUUGAAUGUCCAUAGCAGUGUCGUGCUUCCUCAAACUUCAACAAUCAAGAACCCCGACGACGAAGACAAGGUUCAGAAGUUGAAAUUUUUCCUAGGGUUGUCCUCGAUUUUGCAGCGCAGCGACGAUCCGCAAAAUAGGUCGUUGGGCCAGCAAAUGGAGCAAAUCACACUGAAGGUUCAUGAAAUGCUUGGUUCAGACAACGAAAUCUUUGGACUGGGUGAGACGCGCGAAAAGUUGGUUCAUCGAGGGAACGAACUUAUCAAGGAAGAACUAUCGAUGUUAGAUCAGAGCAUUCAAUUGAUUAGCUCCAUCAUGAAACGACGCGGGCGAUCUGGGCGACUAAGACGAGAAUAUGCAAACCUCCAGAAUCUCAAAUUCAAUCGCCUCACAACGGCCAAGUCGACCACUGUGAAUGUUCGGAUAGGGUCUGGUAGCAGCAUGACCCUGGAAGCUAAGCCCAUAGAUCGACUGAUGGAGCUGGAAGCGUCGGGUCUGGAAGACAAAAGUUGGUUAACGCUGUUUGCAGAGCAGAAUGGGUCUACGGUAGAGUGUAUGCUACGUGAGCGAGUAAAUGAACUCACUCUACAAAAGCAACAGAUCUCUGCAGUACGAGACGCUUGGGUGAAGAUCCAGAAACAAUUGACGGGGGAUUUGGAAUGGAUUCUAGUUGAAGCUUGA
Periconia digitata is the source of this 3579-nucleotide messenger RNA. NCBI's taxonomy places the organism in Eukaryota, Fungi, Ascomycota, Dothideomycetes, Pleosporales, Periconiaceae. The record is from the annotation of a GenBank genome assembly.